AUGGAUCAUCCAACACCGCCCACAAGCAAGAAACUUUCAUCUGGUAAAGGAAGUAAAGGGUCAGGUGGCUCGAGUUCCUCACCAAAGACAUUCCAGUGCACGGGCUAUCCUGGAUGUAAUAUGGUUUUCACUCGCAGUGAGCAUCUUGCUAGGCAUGAAAGAAAACACACGGGCGAAAAACCUUACAAGUGUAUCGUCACGAAUUGUCCAAGGACAUUUAGUCGGUAUGAUAACAUGAUCCAACACACUCAGACCCAU
This is a messenger RNA of Lobosporangium transversale, 258 nucleotides long. RefSeq lists its product as hypothetical. Gene Ontology annotation, cellular component: chromatin. The record is from RefSeq and is a predicted model, not a curated record. The transcript has 2 exons. Gene Ontology annotation, biological process: regulation of transcription by RNA polymerase II. Gene Ontology annotation, molecular function: RNA polymerase II cis-regulatory region sequence-specific DNA binding; DNA-binding transcription factor activity, RNA polymerase II-specific. The annotation marks the transcript as partial. NCBI's taxonomy places the organism in Eukaryota, Fungi, Mortierellomycota, Mortierellomycetes, Mortierellales, Mortierellaceae.